AUGAGCAGGGACCGAAUAGCAACGGUGCGAGGCUCCAAAUUGGCCAUGUUGCAACAGUGGAAUGAGGAUGAUGAUGAAGAGGGUGAUGAUAGGGACUUUCUACUGCACUUGGAGCUCGGCAAGGACGAAUUGUUGCUGGACGACUUCCAGACACUUAAACUUUCUGGUGGACAGACCCUAUUCACCCCUCCAGUCGCUGAAGGCAUCCCUCGACCAUCGUUAUCGCCCGGGAUGUUCAUGAAAUACGUGGAAAAAGACGACGAUGAGAUCACAUUCAGUGAUGACGGGGUGCCAGAUCAGCUAAAUAUAGAUAACUUGAAGAAGAACCAGAUCAGACAAACGGCAGGCUCCGAUCACCGCUUUCUGCCUGCCACAACAACGUCUCCAUUGAGAAGAAGAUCAUUAAGUGACUACAGCGAGAAUACCGAGACGGAUAUCACCGAAAUGAAUGACGACGACUUUGAAGAGAUCGAUAACAUUUUUGGAAAGGAGGAAAGUGGAAUCUACAGCAGUGGUGGUGGAAUUGAUACACAGAAACCAGACACCAGCAGGGCGAGCGACCGAUUGGCGAAGAAAAAGCGCCAGCUUCAGAAAGAGGCGGAUUUGGAGGAUCGUGAGCUUUUCCAGAAGUAUCGUAAACAUCACGGCGAGGAGGUCAACACCUUGAAGUUAAAGGAUUUACACAAGUACCAGCUGGAGUCUAACUUAGAGAAAGAUGCAUUGGAGAACGAGAGAACCGUCAACUACGAGUAUACUCGGGAUGAUUUCGAGUCCUUUGAAGAUGGCUUCGAUGCUGAUUUGCCGGCCCAAAUCGAGCCCGAAAGACUUCGACAUUUCCACUCGUCGGGAAACAAAGGUGGCAGAAUCCAACACAAGACAUCGAUGCCUGUUUUCCCCAAUUCUCUCCGUUCAUCUAAGCUGACGAAGUUCAAGUCUACGAUGGACCUUGCCAGUGCGUUCGAGAAGAAGGAACAUCCAGUCUUCAACAACAGUAACAAACUCAUUCGCAAAUUGGACCGAAUGCCAUCAUUCCACAGUCGCAAGGAGCUUAAUGCUGCGAUGGAGUAUCAAGACGAUGAAGAAUUGAAUAACGACAUGGAAAGGAAGAAGAAGGAGCUCCUUGAAAAGUACAUGGAGAUCACCGAAAAGCAGAAGCAGCUUAAGACAAGCCCGAAAAGGUCAAGUGGAUUGCUCAAGAGCGCUGGCGCGAAAAGACACGGCGUGGGGUUGGUUCGCUACCUCAAUGAUAAGUCCGCUGUCCCUGUCGGAAGCACCAAUGGAAACAUGAAGUUCAACGCGAGAACAAAAAGGUGGGAAGGAAAUGAACAUGAACUUUUGAGGUUUGAUGAAGAAGCUCAAGAGCACCCAAGCUCGAGGAAACAACCGUCUUUGAUCACCUUGAAGGAAUUCGACAGACGAGUGGAGACUAUCAAAGGGAACAUGAAAUACGACGCCGAAAACUUGCGGUGGGUGAAUCUUGAUGAGUCAGAUGAAGUCGAGAAUCACAUUUUUGACGAGCUUCCGGACCUCGAACCCAAUGACAUUCCUCGUUACCGGAUGCCAAUUAAAGGAAAGUUAAAUGAUCGUGGAGUGAGCACUUUCACACAAAGAACCAUCCUGAGUGUUUCCAGCGACCGCAGCUCAGCGCUCAGCGCCAGCGCUGGCGAUGAGUUCCAACUUGGACCCAAGCUAAUGGCCAAGUUUCACAAGGAAGAACUGAAAAUCUACAAGAAGACACACCACUGGUUUGGACCCAACGAGUCAUAUAAGGUCGAUCGUGCCAGAACCUUCAACAGCGAGUAUUUCUGGGAAAUACGCAAGAUGGUUAUGGAUGACGAUAACACUAAUUAG
Sungouiella intermedia is the source of this 1851-nucleotide messenger RNA. NCBI's taxonomy places the organism in Eukaryota, Fungi, Ascomycota, Pichiomycetes, Serinales, Metschnikowiaceae. The record is from the annotation of a GenBank genome assembly.